Messenger RNA from Condylura cristata (star-nosed mole), 2836 nucleotides. It is a transcript of the gene SLC68A1, whose product is annotated as transmembrane protein 180. The record is from RefSeq and is a predicted model, not a curated record. NCBI's taxonomy places the organism in Eukaryota, Metazoa, Chordata, Mammalia, Eulipotyphla, Talpidae. The coding region runs from base 22 to 1584 and encodes 520 amino acids. The transcript has 8 exons.
UGCUCCUGGGGCUGAGCUCCGAUGGCAGCCAUGGGGCCGCGUGGGCCCCAGGCCUGGUUGUUGAGCCUUCCAACGGCAGUGGUCUAUGGCUCCCUGGCCCUCUUCAUCUCUGUCCUGCACAAUGUGUUUCUGCUCUACUACGUGGACACCUUUGUCUCGGUGUACAAAAUCAACAAAGUGGCCUUUUGGGUCGGAGAGACGGUGUUUCUCCUCUGGAACAGCCUCAACGACCCUCUCUUCGGCUGGCUGAGUGACCGCCAGUUCCUCAGCUCACAGCCCCGGUCUGGCGCUGGGCUCUCUUCGAGGGCCGUGGUGCUGACACGGGUGCGGGCACUGGGCUGGCAUGGGCCCCUGCUGGCACUGUCGUUCCUGGCGUUCUGGGUGCCCUGGGCCCCAGCUGGCCUGCAGUUCUUGCUGUGCCUGUGCCUCUAUGAUGGCUUCCUGACGCUCGUGGACCUGCACCAUCAUGCCUUGCUGGCUGACCUGGCCCUCUCAGCCCACGACCGCACCCACCUCAACUUCUACUGCUCCCUCUUCAGUGCGGCUGGCUCCCUCUCUGUCUUUGCCUCCUAUGCCUUCUGGAACAAGGAGGACUUCUCUUCUUUCCGCGCCUUCUGUGUGGCACUGGCCGCUGGCUCUGGGCUGGGCUUUGUGGGGGCCACCCGGCUGCUGAGGCGGCGGGUUGAGGCGGCCGGCAGGGAGCCAGGGGGCCCGGCCACGGCUGUGGAUGGUAGCCUGUGUGGAGAGGAGCUGCUUGUGGGCCGCGAGGAGGCGGGCAGCAUCACCCUGGGCCAGUAUCUCCGGCAGCUGGCACGCCACCGGAACUUCCUGUGGUUCGUGGGCAUGGACCUGGUGCAGGUCUUCCACUGCCACUUCAACAGCAACUUCUUCCCCCUCUUCCUGGAGCAUCUGUUGUCAGACCACAUCUCCCUCUCCACGGGCUCCUUCCUGUUGGGCAUCUCCUAUGUUGCUCCCCACCUCAACAACCUCUACUUCCUGUCCCUGUGCCGGCGCUGGGGUGUCUACGCUGUGGUGUGGGGCCUUUUCCUGCUCAAGUUGGGCCUGAGCCUGCUGAUGCUGUUGGCUGGCCCAGACCACCCCAGCCUGCUCUGCCUCUUCAUUGCCAGCAACCGUGUCUUCACUGAGGGCACCUGUAAACUGUUGACCUUGGUGGUCACUGACCUGGUGGAUGAGGACCUGGUGCUGAACCACCGCAAGCAGGCAGCCUCGGCGCUCCUCUUUGGCAUGGUUGCCCUGGUGACCAAGCCAGGCCAGACCUUUGCCCCGCUGCUGGGCACCUGGCUGCUGUGCUUCUACACAGGUCAUGAUCUCUUCCAGCAGCCCCCGCUCACUCCUGUGGGGAGUGCCCAGCCCUGGCCAGAGCCCCCGGCCCCACCCCCAGUGCAGGCCCCCACGCUCCGCCAGGGCUGCUUCUACCUGCUGGUGCUUGUGCCCAUCACCUGCGCUCUGCUGCAGUUGUUCACCUGGUCCCAGUUCACGCUGCACGGGAGACGCCUGCACAUGGUCAAAGCCCAGCGCCAGAGCCUGACCCAGGCCCACACCAUGGACAUUAAAACAGUGUGAGCAGUGUGGCCAGGUCGUUCUGCUGUGGACACUCACUGCCCACAUCCUGGGAGGGAGCCACGUUUGCCCAUCUGUGUCUACUCCUCUGCCUUUUUUGGUUGUAGCCUGGAGAACAGAGGGCAGAAUGGGUGCUCUGGGGGCCAAGCCAGGAGUGCCACGGGGUCUAAGAUUCUGCCUCUGUGUCCAUCGUAGCAUGGGCAAGGGCUAGAAUGUCUGUGCUCAGGGAUCUGCCUCCUCCUGUGGGGCAGGAGAAUGAAGAGGACCAAGGAGGGGCAGGCUGGCCAGCAGCAAAGCCUGUCCCGUAACCACGGGGGCGGUGCUCUGAGGGGCCUCAGUGGCCACUGUCACUACAACUGCUCCCUCCCACCAGGGGAAGCAGACUAGAAGUGCCGGCACCUCCCUUCUGGUGGUUUCCUUCAGAAGUCUCUGCUUCAGCCGUGCCUGGAGCCUCUGUCAGUGUUAAGUGCCCCCCACCCCAGCCCACCUGGCUCUAGAGGUUCAUCUCAUCAGGCUGUUUGAAGUCAGUCAUUCUGUUCCCGUUACUGAGGUCUGUGCUGCGUGGGGAACUGGAGUGCUGGAGAUCAGGGUCCCUCACCUAGUAGGAAAAGCACCCUGAGCGUUUUUUCCAAAGGUGAUCGGGGGUUACCGCAUUGGCUCAAUGAGGAAGCAGGGAGAAUGUGCAGGUAGCUCUUGGGGAUUGGGAGCAAGCUGGCUUUCAGGCUGGCACCGCGCUACCCUGGACAUGGGCAGGGGAGGGCACUCCUCUAGGCCGGAGGGCCUCAGCCUGAGACUUCAGGGAACUUUACAAAUGUUGAAGCCUGAGUUUUGUUUCUCUGCAUGCUGACUCCAUGGGUUUGGAGUGUAGCUUGGGCACUGGGGUUUUGGAUAGCUCUGGUAAUUUUUCCUGUAGUUGAGACUGAGAAUCUUGGCUCUAGAACAUUUGGGGGCCAGGCAUCCCUGGCCCCACCCACUUUGCCAGCAGCACUCCCCAGCCAUCCCCAGGCAAACGUCUCCAGGCAAACGUCUCCAGACAAGAGAGCACUGUAUCUGGGAGGGCAAAACUGACCUGAGAGGGAACCGCUGCUGUGGGUCUUGGCUUUUUGAGGGUCUGCUCAGUGGUUGAGAACUUUAGCUCUAAGGCUCUACAGCCUGGGUUCAAUCCUAGCUAAUAAAGGGCAGAAUUUUAGGAAACACCUAAUCUGCAUUGUUUUGUCUUCUGUAAAAUGAAUAAUAAAGACAAUUUGCAGGGUCA